CUGGGCCACGUGUCACGUUUUCCUUUUUUCUCUUUUACUAAAACUUUUUUCUUUUUCCUCUGAAGUUCCCGCUCUAUUUUCAGUCCAAUUCCUUUUGUUGUUUUAAAACCAUUUCAAAAACUUGACAUUAAAAAGAACUCUGCAAAAGUCAUAUCAAUUGGAAAGAGAAAUGUUAAAAAAUAAUAUUUGUUUCCUUUUCCAACACUCAUUUGCAGAACAAAAACGCACCUUCUCUCCUCUGUUUUUAAAAUUUCAGAUUCAACUCAAAAUCAUCUUCUUCUCUCCACCUUUAAUUUUUUAGUCUCUUCUCUUCCUAAAGCAGUGUUUCUUCUUCUCCUCAAACCAUUUGCUCAGUUUUUAUUUUAUUUUAUUUUUUUCCCUUCUCUUCCUGAGCUCUAUUGGUUAAACUUAACCGAGUGUUUCAUCUUCCCCCAAAACCAUCAUCAAAUGCUUUCACACAUCAAAUUAGUUUGAAAAUAUGCUUCUCUCUUCCUUCUCCCUAAACUCUGUCAUGCUGAAUCUUCUCUGUCGCACGAUCUCUUUUUUCUUCCCCUUUCCGGUUACUAUAUUGUUACUGAUGUUUACUCUGCUUAUUUUGCUUAAUGUCGUUUUCCUUUACUUGCAGGAGGGACAAUUUCUUAGAGGUAUUUUUAUUUCUAAAUUUCAACUUGUCUUAGGUAAUGCACAGUAUCAAUUGAACUCUUUUUGUCAGAUGUUGGAUUGGUAUGACUCAUUGCAGGCAGAGAACUGUUCAAAAAAUAUGGAAGACUGUGAUAUAUGGCAAGUCCUUGCAGGUAUUGAUCUUGCUGGUCAGAUUGCUUUGGUUCUAAUAGCUGUGUUUUUUUUUAGCAGGUCUUAAUUUUAAUGGUCAAAGUUUUUCUGACACCUUUCAGAAGCUUUCAUUGCUAUUUAUAUUAAUACUUAAAUUGGUUUGAUUUUGUUGGUGCAUUGUUAUUUGCUCCCUCUACGAAUAUUUGCAUCCUUUUAGUGUGCAAAUGGUGAACCCCUUGAUUUAGAUGUGUUCUUAGGACAAACUCAUCUUGAAGUCAAAAGUCAGUCUACCACAAGUGACUAUGACUUGGGUGUCUUUAACUGAAUGUUGUAUUUUCUUUUCAUUUCAGUUUUUAGUGUCAAAAUUUGGCAGCACAGAUUUAUUCCAAAAAAAGAAGUGAUGAAAAACCUAAUGUUCCUUCAUGUAUCUAAUUCAUUGCUUGAAAACCUCUGGCUACCUGCUUCUUGCUAGAUCAUCCUCACGCACUAUAGUAGAGCCAUGGGAAGUACCAUCUGAAUGCUUGCUUUUUGAAAGAGUCAUGGGAAGUACCAUCUGGCUUGCUUCUGAAAUCUGGAAUGCCAUGUUGGUUGGGCCGGCUUCACUGCUUCAUUUUUUUUAUCUUCUCCAUAGACUACAUGGAAAGAAGGAGAGCAUGUGGAACAAGAUUGUUAGGCAUGAUGAUGAAGAUAAUGGUCUGUUAUGGUAGAGCCAUUAAUAGGAGUAGAUGGUUCUUCAAGUACAACAUUGAUUUAUGGAAAAUAUUGGCUCACUCCAAAGAAUGCUUUCUAUUUGGUCAUUAUUAGUAUAUACUUAUAAUUGGAUUUCUCAUGUUUGUUCUUAGUUGUCGCUAUAAUUUAUAUUAAUCUUACAAUUUCAUUUUUUA
Messenger RNA from Lotus japonicus, 1655 nucleotides. RefSeq lists its product as uncharacterized. NCBI's taxonomy places the organism in Eukaryota, Viridiplantae, Streptophyta, Magnoliopsida, Fabales, Fabaceae. The transcript has 5 exons. The record is from RefSeq and is a predicted model, not a curated record. The coding region runs from base 1194 to 1478 and encodes 94 amino acids.